Messenger RNA from Rhododendron vialii, 3118 nucleotides. RefSeq names its product ADP-ribosylation factor GTPase-activating protein AGD2-like. The transcript is spliced from 20 exons. The coding region runs from base 100 to 2487 and encodes 795 amino acids. Lineage: Eukaryota; Viridiplantae; Streptophyta; Magnoliopsida; Ericales; Ericaceae. Gene Ontology annotation, molecular function: GTPase activator activity; protein binding. Gene Ontology annotation, cellular component: cytoplasm. The record is from RefSeq and is a predicted model, not a curated record.
CAAAGCACAUGCACCGAGAGCAGUCAGCGACCUCCCCCUUCCGCUCUACCUGAACUCUUGAAUCUGAAAAGAGAGAGAGAGAGUCUUGCUGGAAGAGAAAUGGGAGCAUUUAUCAAUCUCGACGAUUCUCCGAUGUUUCAGAAACAGGUGCAUUGUUUGGAACAUACUGCAGAGGAGCUAAAAGAUCGCUGCCAAAGGCUGUUCAAAGGGUGCAAGAAAUUUAUGGAAUCUCUGGGAGAAGCAUGUAAUGGAGACACUGCCUUUGCAGACUCGUUAGAAGCAUUCGGUGCUGGCCAAGAUGAUCCUAUCAGUGUAUCCAUAGGAGGUCCAGUCUUAUCCAAGUUCAUUUCUGCAUUUCGUGAGCUUGCUACUUAUAAGGAGCUUCUUCGUACACAAGUAGAGCAUGUUUUGAUUGAUCGUCUCACACACUUUUUGUCUGUUGAUCUGCAAGAGGCAAAGGACUCCCGUCGACGAUUUGACAAAGCUAUAAAUGGUUAUGAUCAGGCCCGAGAAAAGUUUUCAUAUUUGAAGAAGAGCACAAGGGACGACAUUGUGUCGGAACAAGAAGAGGAUCUACAUAACUCAAAGUCAGCAUUUGAGAGGAGCCGCUUUAAUCUAGUAACUGCUCUAAUGAAUGUUGAAGCUAAAAAGAAAUAUGAGUUCUUGGAGUCUUUCAGUGCAAUUAUGGAUGCUCAUCUGAGAUACUUUAAGUUGGUGCGUUUCUCAAAUUGUAAGGGAUAUGAGUUGCUAAGCCAGUUGGAGCCAUUCAUUCACCAGGUGUUGACAUAUGCGCAACAAUCUAAAGAACUGGCCAACGCCGAGCAAGAUAAUCUUGCAAAAAGAAUCCAAGAGUUCAGAACACAAGCAGAGGUGGAUCAGUUACGAGCUUCCAGUAAUGUUAACGCCUCAACAAGUGCUGUUGGCAUAAACGGUGUUGGAAUGAGUUCUAACAAAAUCAUAGAAGCAAUUAUGCAGUCCACUGCAAAAGGGGAGGUCCGAACAAUCAAGCAAGGAUAUCUCUUAAAACAUUCCUCCAGCUUGAGGGCCGAUUGGAAGAGGCGAUUCUUUGUCCUCGACGGUCAUGGGACUUUGUACUAUUAUAGAAAUAAGGGUGCCAAACCUGGGGCCUCCCCCUCAUUUCAAUCAUUUAGUUCAAUGGAGCAAAAUAGUCGGGUAUUUGGAAGAUUUCGGCCAAGGCACCGUAGGACAUCAUCUCUUGGUGAGGAAAACUUGGCUUAUCGUACUGUUGAUCUUCAAACUUCGACCAUAAAAAUUGAUGCGGACGAUACAGAUCUACGGCUUUGCUUCAGAAUAAUUUCCCCCUCAAAAACUUACACAUUGCAGGCUGAAAAUGAAGCUGAGAGAAUUGACUGGAUGAACAAAAUCACAGGAGUUAUUGCGUCACUAUUGAAUUCUCACUUGCAGCAGCUUCAUACAGGGAGAACUGAUAUGGAAAAUAACAAUGCUCGUGGUGGCGUUUGUUAUGAUGUUCGAUUACUUGAUGACCACGGAAACUUUCCUGAUGCCAUGAAAGUUAAUGAACUGGCCAGCGUAUCUAAGGUUCUGAGAGAAAUUCCUGGAAAUAAUCUUUGCGCGGAAUGUGGUUCUCCUGAUCCUGAUUGGGCAUCUUUAAAUCUUGGCAUUUUGAUGUGCAUCGAAUGCUCAGGCGUUCACCGGAACCUUGGUGUUCACAUCUCAAAGGUCAGGUCUAUAACAUUGGAUGUCAAGGUUUGGGAACCUACUAUCUUGGAUUUAUUCCGGAUUUUGGGCAAUGCUUAUUGUAAUUCUAUAUGGGAGGAGUUGUUGCUACCUGAGAAUGACAGAACAGGUGAAUCAAAUGCUUUCUUGUCAAUUACAAAACCAGGGCCCACAGAUGCUAGUCACCAAAAGGAGAAGUACAUUCACGCUAAGUAUGCAGAAAAACUGCUAGUCAAUAAAGCAGAAAGGGCAUCUAGCAUUCCUUCUCUUGCUGCUAGCAUUUGGGAAGCAGUUAAGACUAAUAACUUGCAGGAAGUGUAUCGCCGUAUUGUGAGAUCAGAGGAGAACAUCAUCAACACCACCUAUGAUGACGUUGUCAGUGUCAAGUUGUCUCACCAUGAUGGUGAAGACGAACCCAACGAAGGCUUUCAUGCUGCGCAAAAGAAACAAUACGAUCCAGUGGCCUGCCAGAAAAUUAAGGAUUUCAGCAAGCCUGAAGACUGUCUUCACGGAUGUUCGUUGUUUCAUCUGGCAUGUCACUGUGGCAAUCCAGUGAUGCUUGAGCUGUUGCUGCAAUUUGGUGCAGACAUAAACAGGUGUGACUACCAUGGAAGAACUCCACUGCAUCAUUGCAUUGCCAAAAGAAACAACCAAUUGGCCAAGUUUCUACUUAAGAGAGGCGCGCGUGCAUCGAUCAAAGAUGGUGGGGGCCUAGUUGUGCUGGAAAGGGCUAUGGAGAUGGGAGCCAUAACUGAUGAGGAGCUUUUUGUUUUGCUUUCCGAGUCCUAGCAAUAACUGAUGGGAGCCAUAACUGCUUUGAGUAUAUUUCUCAUUACAUUUAGUAUUACUGCUCCAGUCUUUUGAUUGUGUGCUGCACAUUGGAUCAAAAUCCAAUGCAUAUCGACUCUCUAUGCGAGAAAGGUUGCAAACUUUAUAUAGUGUACACGGACAAUAUUGGUUCUAAUUUCUGUCUGUGUUGUUGAAAUCUGGGAAUGGAAAAGUCCAACUAUACAAAAGCACACCGGGAAUCUGCUCGCUGAGUGGUGAAUUGUUUGAUCUACCGUGCUGCUUAUCUUGUGAUUGUGUUAUGUUGUAGUAUAUGUACUACAUUGGGAUAUAUUUGCAUUAGUGUGGGAGAGCUUUUUGUCCUUGCAAUGUCAACACGUAAUAAGCAUUUCAACGGACUCCAGAUGAAGCUAUUUAGAAGGAUGUUUCUUUGAAGUCAUUUGUUAUCAGCUUGGUCAGAUGUUACCACGCGGGGAAUCUGCUCGCUGAGUGGUGAAUUAGACUCUGCUUAUCUUGUGAUUGUGUUGUGUUGUAUUGUAUUAUGUGCUACAUCGGGAUAUAUAUGCAUUAGUGUGGGAAAGCUUUUUGUCCUCGUCUACGUAAUAAGCAUUUCCAUGGACUCUGGAUGAAGCAA